AUGUCCGACGAAGUAUCCCAGUUCCUCGAGUCGGUCGAGCGUCUGCGAGGUCAACAGAUUGAGGAGGAUGAGGUCCGCACGAAGGAGCUCGAGGACUAUCUAGCUGCCAAACGGGAGAGACAGGCAAGGAGACAAGAACGCGCAAGGUCCAUUUCACCCCAGAAGCCGUCUUCGUCGUCAUCAGUCGCCAACACGCCCUCGCCUCGUUCUAGCAUUCAGGCCCCUCGUACCGGAGACACCCCGAGGCUUGACUCGCCUACUGUUAACCACGACGCCAUGGCCAGCCUCACAUCGGGCUCCUCCUCCCCCAGCAAGGAGAAUGUCUCACCGUCCGACUCCGACUUCAAGACCACUUCCUCGCCUGCCCCCCUCACCAGGUCCUCCACCUUGCCUUGGCAGCAGAGGCGGCCCGUGUCGCGUGGUAAUCCGCGUCCGCUGAGUCUCGUGGCCGCCCAGAACGCCACCCAGAGGUCCUCCGCCGUCACCCAGGAUCCGUUGCCCACCACUGUCGAGCCUGAACCCGAGACCCAGCCGGAACCUGAGUCGGCGCCGUCGCGGGAUCAGAUCUCUCAGAGCCUCGGCUCCGAGGAUCCUGCCUUCUUCCGUCAGACUGCCGACCGAGGUCAGUCCUCGGCUGCCUACGGGCGUGACCAGGUCGAGUCACAGGAUCGCUCCGACGCCGCCGUCGGCAGUGCUCAGCUGCCAGGCAUGUCAGCUUCCCUCGGCGAGAGGUCGCCGUCCAUCUCGAGUACAGGCACGAGCACCCCCCAGGGGAAACUUGCCGCGCCCUUCCCCUUGACUCUGUCUCGCCCCGAUGCCACCGCAGAGGACACGGCUCCCGUCGACGACGUCGUCAAGUCGCCCGGCCGCACGUCCCCGACCCGCUCCGGAUCACCCACCAAGGGCAUGGGCGGCUUCGUCCAGAGCGCCAUGAUGAAGAGGACGGACAGCGUGAAACGCUGGAGCGUCCAGAGCCCGCCUGGCCUCGCUCGCGUCGACUCGGUCGCCGCGAAUCGUAGCAGCUACGGACGCCCCAGACCCAAGAGCUUCGUCCGUCCCGAGACGUCCAGAACGCCCGACACUAGCAGGCCGGCGUCCGUUGCCUCGGAGAGCAGAGAAUCCGACGCCGGCGCCGACGACUCCACCCCCAAGGCUGCCGGCUCGCCAGGCUUGGAAUCCAGGUCCGGCACAUACGACGACGGGCGGAGCGUUCCCUCCAGCCCCUCCAAGACCAUGGAGCCCAGGCGGUGGAGCCCCACGAAGCCAACUUGGCUUGACAGUGCCCUGAACAAACCGGAGACGCCCAAGUCGCCUACAAAGCCGCAUACGCCGACACAACCCUCGUGGAUAGCGGAUCUCAACAAGACAAGAGCCGAGCGUUCUGGGACUGCGGAGAGCGGCCAUGGCCGAGCAGGUUCCGUGUCGGGACACAGGCACCAGGUCAGCAUUGGUGGGCUUAUGAGAUCUUCACCGAUGGGCGUGGGUGUCAAGCCGAAUACGACCGACCUCGGAGGUAUUUAUUCACCGCCUGCGAGGGGUAACAGGCCCGAAUUCGGCCACGCCUCCAAGCCGAGCCUGUCGAGCCCCAUUGCCUCGGGGGCACCGUCCUCUGCAAUGUCAACAGUGCAGCCGGAAGAAAAGUCACCGACCAAAGAAGCCCCCACCCCCAAGGACCCGACCGUCGAAGCAGAGGUUGCUGCCCCCAAAGAGAAGGAGGAAGAUAUGUCAGCGCCUGCUCCGGCCCCGGAGGCCGCGACCAGCCCGCUGUCGGUGCCCAAGCCCACCCCCAAGCCCACGCCAACGCCCAAGCCUGAGGCGCCUCCCAAGAUGGACUUCCGCUCCAACCUGAGACAGCGGCCCGUGGACUCGGGGGCGGACAAGCCUGCCGAGCCCGAAUUCAAGAAUGCCCUCGGGAACCUGAGGCGCGCCAGGACGCAGAGCUACGUCGCCCCCGACGAGCUCAAGGACAACAUCCUCCGCGGCAAGGCCGGUCUCAACCUCACCGGAGGCCCGAAGAAGACCGAACGCAAGGACGAGUUCAAGGAGGCCAUCCUCAAGAAGAAGGAUGACUUUGGCAAAGCGCAGGCCGACGGGAAAGGCAUCAAGAGGACACCCACCGGCAGCAGCAGCAAUGACCCUGUCCCCGAGGGACUGGCGCGCAGGGCGCAGCUGGGAAAGCGAGCGGGAUCUCGAGACGAGACGGCGUCAAGCCCUGGAUCAUCUUCGGUCACGUCGCCAUCCGCCGAGAGCCCUGAACUGUCAGAGAGGUCUCUGCCCCCGUCGAACUCCCAGGGAGCCGUGUCCCGCCCCAAGGGCCUCGGCCUGAGAGGGCCCAGCCAUACCAUCAGCGGUGGCAGUGCCCUGCCCGGUCGCGUGGGCGGAGGGAAGCUUGCUGACCGCUUCAACCCUGGACUGGCCGGCAUGCUCGCUAGAGGGCCUCCCCCCAUGGCGGUGGAGGGUGGCAAGAGCUCAUCCGACCCGGCUGCCAGCACUGCUUCUGAUGAACCGCCCAAGCCCGGUCCGUCGUUGACGCACAUGACCAAGGCGCGAGCGCGCGGCCCUAGACGGAAAGCUCCCUCGUCUACUGUGCCGACAUCGAAGAAGGCACCCGCCACCGCAGAAUCGUCUAGCCAGCCGGCUGCCGAGCUCGAGACGAUCGUGGAGAGCAAGCCUGCGUCUAUCCCUACGCCCGACGAAGUCGAGAAGGAGCCCGAGGAAGUCGGGAAGCCGCCGGGUGCGGGAAGAGACCAGCAGGAGGUCACGGCCUCGGACGAGGGCACCCAGCCGACUGGAGACACACCUGCACCCAUCUCCAUCCAGCAGCAGGUCGCUGCCGUGGCCGCCUCACGGGGCAGACCGGCGUCGGCGUCCACCAGCCCUGAACGCAAGCCUGUCAGUCCGCCUUCCCCCAUCAGGCCCCAGAAGACUGGCGGUGCCGGAGAGGCUUCCCAGCCUAGCUCGCCCAAGAAGCUCGACGUCAAGCGCAUAUCCAAGUUUCUGGAUGGGUCGUCGGUGAUAAACAGCAGCCCGAAGCCUGAGCCACCGGCCAAGGACACCCCCCCAUCCCGACGAACAGGGUCGACGUCCCCGUUCAAGGCAGAGAAGAACCUGCCCGCCGCGCCCGCUGUCGAUGUCGCUUCUAGGAUUGAUGCUGCCAUGGCCAAUUCAUCGUCUCCGUCGCCUACUCCUGCUCCCAGGCCUCAGUUCUACUCACCCGGCAAUGCUGGCCCCGGCCCGAGCGCACUGGAGAGGAACCGCCCUCCGACGAUCGAGACCCGCCCGCUCCCGCCCGCUCCUAGCAGCGACGCAAACGCCGCGUCACCUGUCGUCGAUACUCCUGCGCGGUCCCCCUCGAAGCAGACGAGGGAGGCGUCGUCGCUCCUGACCGAAUUCUUUGGGCCGGCUCGCCCUACAAAGAGCUGCAAGGUUGACCCGGCGGCGCUCCUGUCUGCACGCCCUCAAGAGGCUGGUGAGACCAAGACCCUGAGCUGGCAGAUGGCGCAGAUUGGCAGCGAUGGGAAGAAGUCUGCCGUGCAGGCGCAUAAUGCGCACACGCUGUUCGAGAAGGAGAUGUACAUUGGCGCGCACGAGUUCACGGGAGCGAACGGGAAGAAAGCGGUGCACGUCUUCUUCUGGGUGGGUGACGACGUGCCGUCGUCGACGGCCGAGGACACGCAGCUGUUUGCGCAGCGCGAGGCCCGGUCGCUGGGUGGCACGCUGAUCAAGCUGCGCCAGGGCAAGGAGACGGGCGAGUUCCUGCAGGCUGUCGGCGGACCGGUCGUGACGCGUCGCGGGUCCAGCCACAAGCACGACUCGCUGGCACCCAGCAUGCUCUGCGGCCGCCGCCACCUGGGCCAGGUGGUGUUUGACGAGGUCGACUUCUCGCCGGCCAGCCUGUGUGCGGGCUUCGCCUACCUGGUGGCCCAGUCGGGCCGGUGCUACCUGUGGAAGGGUAAGGGGAGCAGCGUGGACGAGCUGAGCUGCGCGCGGCUGAUCGGCAUGGACAUGUCGCUGACGGGCGAGAUGGCCGAGUACGACGAGGGCAGCGAACCCGAGUCGUUCUGGGGUCUGUUCCCUGCCGGGGGCGUCAAGGCUCACUCCGCCGACCACUGGAGGCUGAAGCCCAACUACUCCAUGUACGGGGGUCGACUGUUCUGCUCCGAAGCCGACGCACGACAGCAGAUCUCGGAAAUCACCCCCUUCAGCCAAGCCGACCUAUCCCCGUUCAAGAUUUACAUCCUAGACGCCUUUUUCGAAAUAUACGUCGUGGUAGGGUCCCGGGCGCAGUCGCAGUUCGCAUCGUUCCGCAACGCCCUGAACUUUGCGCAGGAGUACGCCAUCCUAGCUGCCAGCAUCGAGGACAGGCCAUUUGUCCCCGUAUCGACGGUCGUGCUGGAGGGUGUGCCGCGGGACCUGAAGCGCGUGUUCCGCAAGUGGUCCGACGAGAUGAGCCCUACCGUCACCAGACCCUCCGCCACCCCGUCCGCCAGCGGCUCUGCCUCCACGCUCAAGAGGGGGAGGAGUCUUCGCGUCCUGCCUCUUACUCACGCUCUGCAGGCCCUCAGGGACUAG
Molecule: messenger RNA, 4572 nt
Organism: Geosmithia morbida
Lineage: Eukaryota; Fungi; Ascomycota; Sordariomycetes; Hypocreales; Bionectriaceae
Product: GEL protein
Exons: 3
Coding region: 1-4572 (1523 amino acids)
Biological process (GO): barbed-end actin filament capping; actin filament severing
Molecular function (GO): phosphatidylinositol-4,5-bisphosphate binding; actin filament binding
Source: RefSeq, a predicted model, not a curated record